AUGCAGCUCUCCUGGAAAGACAUCCCAACGGUCUCGACGGCCAACGAUCUGUUGGACAUUGUCCUUAACAGAACUCAAAGAAAGACUCCCACCGUUAUCAGACCUGGGUUUAAGAUUACCAGAAUCCGUGCCUUUUACAUGCGUAAAGUGAAGUACACGGCAGAAGGUUUUGAAGAGAAGUUCGAGCAUCUGUUGAAAGGGUUUCCCAACAUCAACGACGUUCACCCAUUUCACAGAGAUCUUAUGGAUACACUAUACGAGAAAAACCAUUACAAAGUGUCGUUGGCUGCCGUAUCGCGCGCCAAAACUCUAAUCGAACAAGUCUCGCGCGAUUACCUGCGUUUGCUGAAAUUCGGUCAAUCAUUGUUUCAAUGUAAACAAUUGAAAAGAGCUGCCCUGGGUAGAAUGGCUACUAUUGUCAAGAAGCUUAAAGACCCACUUGUGUAUUUGGAGCAGGUUCGUCAACAUUUGGGCAGACUCCCAUCUAUCGACCCCAACACCAGAACGUUGCUUAUCUGUGGUUACCCCAACGUUGGUAAGUCUUCGUUCUUGCGCUGUAUCACCAAGGCGGAUGUCGAGGUACAACCAUACGCUUUCACUACAAAGUCUUUGUACGUUGGUCAUUUCGACUACAAAUAUCUGAGAUUCCAAGCUAUCGAUACUCCUGGUAUUUUAGAUAGACCAACUGAAGAGAUGAACAACAUUGAAAUGCAAUCUAUCUAUGCAAUUGCCCACUUGCGUUCGUGUGUCAUGUAUUUCAUGGAUCUAUCCGAACAGUGUGGUUUCACAAUCGAAGCGCAGGUCAAACUUUUCCACUCUAUCAAGCCAUUGUUUGCUAACAAGUCUGUCAUGGUGGUGAUGAACAAGACCGAUAUCAUUGGCCCAGAGGACCUUGAUGAAGAACGUGCCGCCAUGCUGAAAACUAUCUCAGAGAUGCCUGGUGUUGAGGUUAUGGCCACGUCUUGCACUGAAGAGGACAAUGUCAUGGACGUCAGAAACAAAGCUUGUGAGAAGCUCUUGGCUUCUAGAAUUGAAAACAAACUCAAAUCUACCUCGAGAAUCAACAACGUUUUGAAUAAGAUCCACGUUGCUAAGCCUCAGGCAAGAGACGAUGGUGUUGACAGAUCGCCAUAUAUCCCUGAAGCUGUGAAGAACUUGAAAAAAUACGACGAUGAAGAUCCUAACAGAAGAAAGUUGGCCAGAGAGAUCGAAGCCGAAAAUGGUGGUGCUGGUGUUUUCAAUGUCAACUUGAAGGACAAAUAUCUUUUGGAAGAUGAUGAGUGGAAGAAUGACGUUAUGCCAGAAAUUUUGGAUGGUAAGAACGUUUACGAUUUCAUGGACCCUGAGAUCGCAGCUAAAUUACAAGCUUUAGAAGAAGAAGAAGAAAAGCUUGAAGCCGAGGGUUUCUAUAAUUCUGAUGAGGAGGAAGAAACCUACGCAGGCCUUGAAACUGAGGAAGUUUCUGACAUCAAGGAAAAAGCUGAGUGGAUUAGAGACAGACAAAAGAAGAUGAUCUUGAGUGCUAGAAACCGUAAAGCUCUCAAGAAUCGUGCAAUUAUGCCUCGCUCCAAACUUUCGAAAUCCUACGGGGACAUGGAAAAGCACAUGUCUUCUUUGGGUCACGAAAUGUCAACUUUAGCAGACAAGCACAGAAACGCUACUCAAAAGAACAAAUAUGUGGAAACUGGUGCCGACGUCGUGUUUGGUGGCGUCGAAUCUGCUACUACUUCUUCCAACGGUGGUAAAUUGAGACAAUCUGAUAGACUGCUGGAUGGUGUUGCUGAUGGCUCUAUGAGAUCUAAGGCCGACAGGUUGAACAAACUUCAAAGAAGAGACAGAAACAGAGACGCAAGACAAGGUGAAUCUGAUAGACACUCAACUGCCUCCCUUGCUAAGCACUUGUUUAGUGGUAAGCGUGGUAAUGGUAAGACUGAUUUCCGUUGA
This is a messenger RNA of Lachancea nothofagi CBS 11611, 1944 nucleotides long. The record is from the annotation of a GenBank genome assembly. NCBI's taxonomy places the organism in Eukaryota, Fungi, Ascomycota, Saccharomycetes, Saccharomycetales, Saccharomycetaceae.